Torulaspora globosa is the source of this 714-nucleotide messenger RNA. RefSeq names its product Isy1p (gene ISY1). The record is from RefSeq and is a predicted model, not a curated record. Gene Ontology annotation, biological process: mRNA 3'-splice site recognition; generation of catalytic spliceosome for second transesterification step. The transcript has a single exon. Bases 1 to 714 code for a protein of 237 amino acids. Lineage: Eukaryota; Fungi; Ascomycota; Saccharomycetes; Saccharomycetales; Saccharomycetaceae. Gene Ontology annotation, cellular component: catalytic step 2 spliceosome; post-mRNA release spliceosomal complex; Prp19 complex.
AUGAGUAGGAACGUCGAUAAGGCCAAUUCAGUGCUGGUACGAUAUCAGGAGCUUCAAGCGGAAGAAACGGGCGGAUAUAAGGACUAUUCCAGGUACAAGAGGCCAACAAAGCUGUCUUCCGUGAAGUCGCUUGGAGAAGCACAGCAAUGGCAUAGGCAGAUAGGGCGGGAGAUCAAGGACAAGACAACGAGGUUGUAUGAUCCAUCGCUUAACGAAAUUCAGCUGCAGACUCUUAAUGACGAGGUGAAUGAAUUGCUUGAUGAACAAAGCAAAUGGGAAUGGUAUAUGGCUAAAGUGCUAGGUGGAAAACGCGUGAAUGGGAAGAGGCGGGAUGCGUUGGUUGGAGGAAAGCUUAUUUUGGGUAAGAGAUACUUUGGACGGGCAGUUGAACUCCCUGAGGUGCAGGAUUAUCUGAAGAAACGAGAGGAAGAAGAGAAAUAUGGCAAAGAUGGCAAGGGAAUAGUCGAUUUCAAGCGUAUUCCAAGGGACAAGAAGUCGUUCUACUAUGGACAGAGUCCUGUGUACGAAAGGCUGAGAGACUUUGAGCGGGAAUGGACGGCCAUUCUGCGAAGAAAAGUGGAAAAAGGUAAACUGCACACAUCAGAGACUCUUGACGUGGAGGAGAUUAGAAAACAAGUACCGACAAUACGUGAGAUGGAAACCUGGUUAGUUGAAAAAAGGAAGAAAAAACUCUUGGAGCAGCUAGAUAGAUGA